Messenger RNA from Giardia duodenalis, 1266 nucleotides. RefSeq lists its product as uncharacterized. The transcript has a single exon. The record is from RefSeq and is a predicted model, not a curated record. NCBI's taxonomy places the organism in Eukaryota, Fornicata, Diplomonadida, Hexamitidae. The coding region runs from base 1 to 1266 and encodes 421 amino acids. Gene Ontology annotation, molecular function: structural constituent of nuclear pore. Gene Ontology annotation, cellular component: nuclear pore cytoplasmic filaments; nuclear pore. Gene Ontology annotation, biological process: RNA export from nucleus; protein import into nucleus; post-transcriptional tethering of RNA polymerase II gene DNA at nuclear periphery.
AUGAACAUAGCACAAGAUGCGACGUCAUUUCUUGAGAAGCUGUACUUGUCCAUGAAUAAGGGGAGCCAAUUCUCCAGUUUGAGCACGUUCAAGGGCAAUUCUGGGCCCGGAGUGGGGUUUGGCUCAGGGUUUGGACUCGGCAAUACCCAGCAGAAGCCGCAGUCGGGAUUUUCGUUCGGACAGUCAAAUACGAACACCUUCGGUGGCGGGCUUGGACAACCCUUCGGCCAGCAAGCUUUCGGCCAGGGAGUUAGCCAGCCGCAGCAGACCUUUGGGGGCUUUAACACCGCUGCUUCGGCUCAGCAUCCGCCUCAAGGUGCAAACACGCAGCAGCUAGUCAGCCUCAUUGGGGACAUGAUCAAACGGCAAGUGGCAGACACCCCGGAGCCCCAAGCGGCGCAGCCCUCAGUGGCAUCGGUGGCGACAGAAGCGUCCGCACUGGAAACCAGCCUUUCGAAGAUCUUAACCAAUACUUCGUCCGCCUCUGCCUCCGUGCGUCUCUCUGCUGCAACGAGGAGGCCCGGCAUCCCCCAGGAGAGCCUGCGGCUCUUGGACGACCAGGCCCACAACAGGUUCGGUCUGUCCGGCACAUCCUCCUUUGGCGCAGCAGCAGCCAGAGCUGCAGCCGUCGGUUUGCUUCCGCGGGGCUCCAGAGAGUCAUCUGAGUCAGCGCAGCACCAGUUUGCGCCCUUCGCAAAUCCAACAGUUAUCCGCAUAGGCAAAGAUGAAGUACCCGCAUGCAACAUACCAAGCUAUCGGGAAGAGGACGAGAGCGCAAGCGAAGCGAACCCUGGAAUUCACUACCCUUUGGCUUCUGCGCACAAACCUGUCCUUACACGCACCGACUAUCACACCGUCCCUUCGAUCUCUGAGCUGCAGGCCAUGUCAAUCGACGAGCUUCAAGCCAUCAAAGAUUUCCGGGUCAUCUCGGAGGCAAACGGAGAGAUUCUGUGGCCUGGAGAGACAGAUCUUACCGACGUAGAUAUAGAUAGAAUUGUCGACAUUGGACACAAGAGCGCCACCGUGUAUCCCAAUACCCUUCCCUAUAAGGACAGACACCGCCGCGGCGAGAAGCUCAACAAGGAGGCCAUCAUCACCCUCUACAACAUAUUUCCAGUCAACAGAGGAGAACGAGUGUACGACCUUCCAAGCGUGCAGAAGUUCACAGCCAUCAUAAAGAACGAGACCCAGAAGAGAGACGCACAGCUUAUCAGCUAUAGUCCCAACGACGGAAUCUGGAAAUUUUCAGUUAGCUUCUUCAUAUGA